Molecule: messenger RNA, 899 nt
Organism: Rhopalosiphum padi (bird cherry-oat aphid)
Lineage: Eukaryota; Metazoa; Arthropoda; Insecta; Hemiptera; Aphididae
Gene: Rrp46
Product: exosome complex component RRP46
Exons: 5
Coding region: 130-765 (211 amino acids)
Biological process (GO): poly(A)-dependent snoRNA 3'-end processing; U4 snRNA 3'-end processing; nuclear mRNA surveillance
Cellular component (GO): nucleolus; nuclear exosome (RNase complex); cytoplasmic exosome (RNase complex)
Source: RefSeq, a predicted model, not a curated record
GGUACAUUUUUAAAAUAAAGAUAAUAAAAUACCUAAACAAUUUAAAUUUAAAAUUUAAAAAAUUAAAACGCAUCUACGAAACUAAUUACCAAAUUACCAAAUUCAUAAAGGUACCUAUAAUUAAGAAAAAUGUCUGAAGAUUUUCUGAAAUGCCAACUAGGCUUUUUAGGAAACACCGAAGGAUCAGCAUAUUUAUCUCAAGGUAAAAGUACCGUUUCUGUGUCGGUUGUUGGACCAUUUGAACCCAAAGCUAGUAAAUGCAUGUAUGACCGUGCUACCGUGGAUGUGACUUUUAGACGAAAAACUGGAAGCAUAACUGUUCAUGAUAAAAUGUUAGAAGGUAUAAUGCAAUCAACAUGUGAAAAGUCCCUAGUUGUUGAACAAUACCCCAGGACAACAAUUGUUGUAACAGUCCAAGAAAUGCAGGACAGAGGAAAUUUAUUGUCCACUUGCUUGAACGCUUCUUGUUUGGCUUUGAUGAAUUCUGGUAUUGCUAUGCAUCAUUUAUAUGCAGCCGUUAGUUGUGCAGUCACCGAGAACCAAGAAAUCAUUCUCAAUCCAGAUGAAUCACAAAUAAAUUCUUCUGUUGCAUAUUUUACACUAGUGUUUGCAAACUCUGAAACCAGGUUUCUGUUAACAUCACAUACUACCGGAGAAUUCUCACAAAAAACAUAUAUGGAAUGUAUGAACAAAUGUUACACAGCUAGUAAAGAGGUUUUUAAUUUUUAUGAAAAUGUCAUAAAAAAAAGUUUUAUUUUCAAUUAAAUGUCUAAUAUUUUACUGUUUGGCUUUUGUUGUAUUAAAUGUUGAUUAUGUAAAACAAAAAAAAACUUAAACAUAAUGUUAAUUAUUUUUGAUUGUGAACCUCUUAUGUGAGCAAUAAAUUUUCAUACCAUUGA